This is a messenger RNA of Hipposideros armiger (great roundleaf bat), 5256 nucleotides long. RefSeq names its product collagen type XVII alpha 1 chain (gene COL17A1). The transcript has 48 exons. The coding region runs from base 245 to 4318 and encodes 1357 amino acids. Lineage: Eukaryota; Metazoa; Chordata; Mammalia; Chiroptera; Hipposideridae. The record is from RefSeq and is a predicted model, not a curated record. Gene Ontology annotation, biological process: extracellular matrix organization. Gene Ontology annotation, molecular function: extracellular matrix structural constituent conferring tensile strength.
ACCAAGACACACCUUUGUCAGGACUUGUCUGGAAGCAAAGAACUGAAAGAAACAAGGGGGAGAGAAGGAGAAGUGAACAUUUUUGAAAGAUCACUCAGCUUUAACACACCUUGGCUGGGUCUGGAUAAAAAAAAGAAAGUGGGCACUGCAAACCUCUAGAAGAAAACGUCAGGGGAAGACAGCGGGGGGAUUUAUUCAAAGUCGUUUCCCAUUCCUUCAAAAUCUCAAACUAGGUGGCUAUGGUAUGGAUGUAACCAAGAAAAGCAAACGAGAUGGCACCGAAGUCACUGAAAGAAUUAUCACCGAAACCGUAACUACAAGACUUACAUCCUUACCACCAAAAGGGGGGACCAGCAAUGGCUAUGCUAAAACGGGUGGAGGGAGCCGGCUGGAGAAACAGAGCCUGACACACGGUAGCAGUGGCUACAUAAACUCAAGUGGAAGCACACGAGGCAAUGCCUCCACCUCCAGUUAUCGGAGGGCUCCUUCACCUGCCUCCACUCUGCCCAACUCACCAGGCUCAACCUUUGAAAGGAAAGUUCACAUCACCCGCCAUGGAACAUACGAAGGGAGCUCCAGUGGCAACUCUUCUCCAGAGUACCCUCGGAAGGAAUUUGCGUCUUCUUCAACCAGAGGACGAAGCCAAACACGAGAGAGCGAAAUCCGAGUUCGACUGCAGAGCGCGUCCCCGUCUACCCGAUGGACAGAGUUGGAUGAUGUUAAACGUUUGCUCAAGGGCAGCCGAUCAGCAAGCGUGAGCCCCACGCGGAAUUCCUCCAACACACUCCCCAUCCCUAAGAAAGGCACUGUGGAGGCCAAAAAGGUGACAGCGAGCUCCCACUCAGUGUCCAGCACCUAUGACACAACUACCCUGGAUGCCAACCUUCCCUCCCACCUGUGGUCCUCCACCUUGCCGGCGGGGUCCUCCAUGGGAGCCUAUCACAACAACGUGACAGCCCAGAGUUCGUCCCUCUUCAAUGCCAAUGCCUACUCUGCAGGAUCAGUCUUUGGAGUUCCAAACAACAUGGCAUCCUGCUCACCCACUCUGCACCCCGGAAUCAGCACCUGCUCCUCAGUGUUUGGUGUGCAGAACAACCUGGCCCCCAGCUCAUCCACCCUGUCGCACGGUGCAGCCACCACCUCCACAGCAUACGGUUUGAAGAAAAACAUGCCCCAGGGCCCUGCCGUUGUGAGCACUGGCAUGUCCACCUCUGCCGCCUGCACCACCAGUGUCCAGAAUGAUGACCUCUUGCACAAGGACUGUAAGUUCCUGAUCUUGGAGAAAGACAGUGCGCCUGCCAAGAAGGAGAUGGAGCUGCUGAUCAUGACCAAGGACAGCGGGAAGGUCUUUUCUGCCUCCCCUGCCAGCAUCACUGCAACCUCUUUUUCAGAGGAUACCCUAAAAAAGGAAAAGCAAGCUGCCUACACUGCUGACACCUGCCUAGUAUCAGAGGCUAAUGGAGAGGUGAAGACUGUGUCCACAAAGGGCAAGGCCGCCUCAGCAGAAAUCCACGGCUACAACCAAUAUAACGGCGGCAGUGGCGUGAAAGGGGGAGGCGGUGGCGGCGGCGGCGGCGUUGGCGGGGGCUCGUGGGGGGCAGCACCAGCCUGGUGCCCCUGCGGCUCCUGCUGCAGCUGGUGGAAAUGGCUGCUGGGCCUGCUGCUCACCUGGCUGCUGCUCCUGGGGCUGCUCUUUGGCCUCAUUGCUCUGGCGGAGGAGGUGCGGAAGCUGAAAGCGCGCGUGGACAAGCUGGAGCGAGUCAGCGGUGGGGUGCUGCACGACGAGGAGACGAGGAGGAACAACAAGGAGUGGCUGCACGGGGAGGCGCCCGGGGUGGGCGGAGGCCUGGACAAGCCAGGGCUAGGCGGCCACAGUCAGGAGGCGCUCUGGCUGUUCGUGAGGAACAAGCUGAUGACAGAGCAAGAAAACGGCAAUCUGCGAGGAAGCCCCGGCCCCAAAGGUGACAUGGGAAGUCAAGGCCCUAAAGGAGAUCGAGGGCUCCCUGGGAUGCCAGGUACUCCUGGGAUCUUGGGCAAACCAGGUCCAGAAGGACCAAAGGGACAAAAAGGCAAUGUGGGAGAGCCUGGCAUAGAGGGACCCAUGGGCCAGAGAGGGCGUGAAGGCCCCAUGGGACUUCGUGGUGAACCAGGGCCACCUGGGUUUGGAGAGAAAGGAGACAGAGGGCCUGCUGGCGAGCCGGGUGUUCAUGGUCCGCCUGGUAUCCCAGGUGUUAUGGGUCCCAAAGGACCUGCUGGCCCGGAUGGACAACAAGGCCCAAGAGGCGAACAAGGUCUGACAGGGAUGCCUGGGAUCCGAGGCCUACCAGGACCUUCUGGGGACUCCGGAAAGCCAGGUCUCACUGGACCCCAAGGACCUCAGGGACUUCCUGGCACCCCUGGCCGCCCAGGGCCUAAAGGUGAACCGGGAGCUCCAGGCAGGAUCAUGACUGCAGAGGGGUCAUCGACUCUCACUGUCCCAGGCCCCCCGGGACCUCCUGGAGCCAUGGGACCCCCGGGACCUCCAGGUGCCCCAGGCCCUGCUGGCCCAGCUGGUCUCCCAGGACAGCAAGGCCCGCGAGGGGAGCAAGGACUUGCUGGUGAAUCAUUCCUUAGCAGCAGCAGCGGCUCCAUCUCUGAGCUCCUCUCUGCCCAGGGUCUUGAUUUACGAGGUCCCCCAGGCCCACCUGGGCCACCUGGGCCACCAGGACCGUCCAUUGCAGGCUCGACAGAUACCUUCUACUCUGGCCCUAGAGGCCCACCUGGCCUCCCAGGCCCCAAAGGAGACCGAGGUGAUCCCGGGGUCCCAGGGCCUCCUGGCAUUCCUGGUGGUCCCUCUCGAGGGGAAUCAUCAUCCAGCACCACGUUCCUGUCUGGCCCGCCAGGCCCCCCGGGGCCCCCUGGGCCCCCGGGCUCCAUCAGCAGCUCCAGCCUGGAGAUUCAGCAGUACAUCUCUGAGUAUAUGCAGAGUGACAGUGCCAGGUCUUAUCUAUCUGGAGUUCAGGGUCCUCCGGGCCCACCUGGUCCCCCUGGGCCUGUCACCACCAUUGGGGGUGAGACUUUCGACUACUCAGAGCUGGCGAGCCUCGUCGUGAGCUACUUACGGACUUCGGGGUACAGCAUCAGCUCAUCUGCCUCCAUCUCUUCUGAAGACAUCAUGGCUGCACUCCGGCGGGAGGAUGUGAUGCAAUAUCUACGUCAGUACCUGACGGGCCCUCGGGGUCCCCCGGGGCCGCCAGGAGCCAGUGGAGAUUGGUCCCUCCAGUCUUUGGACUACGCAGAGCUGAGCAACCGCGUUCUGAGCUACAUGUCGAGUUCUGGAAUCAGCAUUGGGCUUCCUGGACCGCCGGGCCCCCCUGGCUUGCCGGGAACAACCUAUGAGGAGCUCCUCUCCUUACUCCAAGGGUCUGAAUCCAGAGGCAUCGUUGGGCCCCCAGGUCCCCCUGGGCCACCAGGGAUCCCAGGCAACGCGUGGUCCAGCAUCAGCGUGGAGGACCUCUCAUCUUAUUUGCACACUGCUGGCUUGUCAUCCAUCCCAGGCCCUCCAGGCCCCCCUGGUCCCCCGGGCCCUCGAGGGCCCCCGGGGGUGUCAGGAGCUCUGUCAACCUAUGCAGCUGAGAACAGUGACAGCUUCCGGAGUGAACUGAUCAGCUACCUGACAAGUCCUGAUGUGCGCAGCUUCAUUGUUGGCCCCCCAGGCCCUCCCGGGCCCCAGGGCCCACCUGGGGGCGGCUACCUGGGGUCCAUGGACGGCUCCUACAGUCAUGGCAGCAGCUCCUCGCACAGCUCGUCCGUGAGCAGGGGCACCUCCCACAGCUCUUCCUUGGGCAUAGGAGGAGCCAAUGGAGGCUCCCUGGGUGAAGGGGGCUAUGGGGCAGCAGCAGAAGGUGGCGUGUAUGGUGCUGACAGUGGAUUAUUCGGGGCUGGCUUUGCUGGAGGUCUGGAUUACAACGAGCUGGCUGUCCGGGUAUCUGAGAACUUGCAACGUCAGGGCCUGCUGCAAGGGAUGGCCUACUCUGUCCAGGGCCCACCAGGCCGGCCAGGGCCCCAGGGGCCCCCUGGCAUCAGCAGGGUCUUCUCUGCCUACAGCAACGUGACUGAGGACCUCAUGGACUUUUUCCGAACGUAUGGAGCCAUUCCAGGACCCCCUGGGCAGAAGGGAGAGGUGGGCAUCCCAGGACCCAAAGGUGCGAGGGGCCCUGCUGGGCCACCUGGCUAUCCUGGGCCACCCGGCCCUCAAGGGCAGAAGGGAGAAAAAGGUGACAAAGGUGACCAAGUCUAUGUUGGGCGGAGAAGGAGAAGCAUCGGCCUCAAGCCAUGAACUCCCCAUGGCGUCACAGCCCCGGGCCAGUUCUUGCAAUGGCUUAUGGUGCUUAGGUCAAAAUCUCUCUGAAGGGUGAAAACUGGAGUCUCAAAGUCCUACUGACACAGCAUUGCCAAAUAGUCAACUGGAGCACUUAUUUUAGUCUGAACUAUAUGUAUAAAUAAUUCAGUCAGACACGAAUCUGAAACAGCUUCACUGGAUAGACCUGAGUAGUUGCAGUGCUGCAGAAUGAGCCUCACUUCCCCACUAUCUGAUCUGAGCUCCUUGGCCUCUUUAACACAGUGCAAGCCCCAACCUAGGGUGCCAGUUACAUAAAAGUUGGCUCAGGACUCCUUGAGCUUUGCCUUAAAAAUGAGCCCAGAAAAUGGAAGACGGGGAUGAGAGGGGGGUGCCUUCCUGGGGGUGACACUUGAUAGGGGACACGCUCUAGUUAAUGCUGUAAAGCUGUGCUAUCGGCUCCUUCCUCCCGUUCACUCUGCAUUCUCAAGUCACAGAAAAGAGUUGGCUAAGAAGCAACUCUAGCAACUGAAAACAUUACGACAUUCACUUCCCCUGAGGGUGGUGACAGGGUUUCUACUGGUUAUUUCUCACUGUAUCAUAUUCCCACUUGCUUAUAAAUUUUGUUUGAUUGUAGAUGUGAUCUGUAUCCACAGGUCAACGCUCAAGUUUAUAGAUAUGUUAUACUGAACUAGACAGCAGUCAAUAGGAAAAGAAGGGCAAGGGGCAAGGAAGGGGAAGAGGGAAAACAGACUAGAACCUGCUGCUGGGGAGAGACGGCACCUCUGUUCUGCACUUGGGGAAUGGCACUGGGGGCUGGGCGCAGUAGGUUUCUAAGCAUUUUUUCAAUGUCUCAAAACAUGAAUGUGGUCUAUUAGAUGAAAAGUGACUUCAAUUGUAAAAAUUUCCAAUUAAAGGAUUUUUUUCCUUUUUUACUA